AGAGGAACAGGCUGUGCCAGAGGCAAACAAACAACUAUUAGGGCACAAGACUGGGCGGGGAGAGGGAGCAAGGAUAGCAGCUUGGAGCUUCGGGAGAGAGAAAGCCAGCUCAAGAGCAUCCCGGAGAGAGCUGGGUUUUUCCUCGACGGUCUAUCCUGUCCUGCAUCCCCACCCCAGGCCCUCACACAGCAGCCCAGCAGCCCAGCAGCCCAGCCGCCCAGCCCUGCCUGGUCUUGUGGCUCACCUCCUCCAGGCUGGCUGCCAGGGGGACGCCCCUCCUUCUCUCCCAUCAUGGCUGUGUACCGCGUGUGUGUGACCACUGGUUCCUACCUGAAGGCAGGCACCCUGGACAAUAUUUCUGUCACACUGGUGGGCACAUGCGGUGAGAGCCCCAGGCAGCGGCUGGAUCGCAUGGGCAGGGACUUCGCCGCUGGAUCGGUGCAGAAGUACAAGGUGCGCUGCUCUCAGGAGCUGGGUGAGCUCUUGCUGCUGCGGCUCCACAAGGAGCGCUACGCUUUCUUCCCCAAGGACUCCUGGUACUGCAGCCGCAUCUGCGUCACUGCCCCAGACGGCACCCUUUCCCACUUCCCCUGCUAUCAGUGGAUCGAGGGCUACUGCACCACAGAGCUUCGAACAGGAACAGCGAGGACGGUCUGUCAGGACUCCCUUCCCCUCCUUCUGGAUCACAGGAAACGGGAACUCCAGGCCCGACAGGAAUGCUACCGCUGGAAAGUCUAUGCGCCUGGCUUCCCCCGCAUGGUAGACGUCAGCAGCUUCCGGGAGAUGGAGUCGGAUGGGAAAUUUGCCUUGACCAAGACGACGCCCUGUGUAGACCAGGGUGACAGCAGUGGGAAUCGGUACCUGCCUGGCUUCCCCAUGAAAAUCGACAUCCCGGCCCUGCUGUACAUGGAGCCCAACAUUCGCUACUCGGUCACCAAGACGACCUCGCUGCUCUUCAAUGCCAUCCCUGCAUCCCUGGGCCUGAAACUGAGAGGGCUGCUGGACCGCAAGGGCUCCUGGAAGAAGCUGGAUGACAUCCGGAAUAUCUUGUGCGGCCACAAGACCUUCACUUCAGAGUAUGUCACAGAUCACUGGCAUGAAGACUACUUCUUUGGGUAUCAGUACCUGAACGGUGUCAAUCCUGUCAUGCUCCACUGCCUCUCCAGCUUGCCCAGCAAGCUGCCUGUCACCAAUGACAUGGUGGCCCCCUUGCUGGGACCAGGCACCUGCCUGCAGACAGAGCUAGAGAGGGGGAACAUCUUCCUAGCCGACUACUGGAUCCUGGCGGAGGUCCCGGUCCACUGCAUAAACGGCCGCCCACAGUACGUGGCCGCCCCGCUCUGCCUGCUGUGGCUCAACCCCCAGGGGGCGCUGGUGCCCUUGGCCAUCCAGCUCAGCCAGACCCCUGGACCCGACAGCCCCAUCUUCCUGCCCACUGACUCUGACUGGGACUGGCUGUUGGCCAAGACGUGGGUGCGCAACUCUGAGUUCUUGGUGCACGAGAACAACACGCACUUUUUGUGCACGCACCUGCUGUGCGAGGCCUUCGCCAUGGCCACGCUGCGUCAGCUGCCGCUCUGCCAUCCCAUCUACAAGCUCCUGCUUCCCCACACUCGCUACACGCUGCAAGUGAACACCAUCGCCCGGGCCACGCUGCUCAACCCUGAGGGCCUUGUGGACAAGGUUACGUCCAUCGGAAGGCAAGGCCUCCUCUAUCUCAUGAGCACCGGCCUGGCCCACUUCACCUACACCAAUUUCUGCCUUCCGGACAGCCUGCGCGCUCGCGGCGUCCUGGCCAUCCCCAACUACCACUACCGAGACGACGGCCUGAAGAUCUGGGCGGCCAUUGAGAGCUUUGUCUCAGAAAUCGUGGGCCACUAUUACCCCAGCAAUGCAUCAGUGCAGCAGGACUCGGAGCUGCAGGCCUGGGUUGGCGAGAUCUUUGCUCAGGCGUUCCUGGGCCGGGAAAGCUCAGGCUUCCCGAGGCGGCUGUGCAGCCUGGGAGAGCUGGUCACGUUCCUCACGGCGAUUAUCUUCAACUGCUCUGCCCAGCACGCCGCCGUCAACAGCGGGCAGCACGACUUUGGGGUCUGGAUGCCCAAUGCCCCGUCAUCCAUGAGGCAGCCCCCACCCCAGACCAAGGGGACCGCCACCCUGAAGAGCUACCUAGACACCCUCCCGGAAGUGAACACCACCUGUAACAACACUCUUCUCUUCUGGUUGGUCAGCCAAGAGCCCAAGGAUCAGCGGCCCCUGGGCACUUACCCGGACGAGCACUUCACCGAGGAGGCCCCGCGCCGGAGCAUCGCCGCCUUCCAGAGCCGCCUGGCCCAGAUCUCGCGAGACAUCCGCGAGCGGAACCGGGGCCUCGCGCUGCCCUACGCCUACCUGGACCCUCGCGUCAUCGAGAACAGCGUCUCCAUUUAACUCCCUCCUCCCCGGCCCGAAAAGCCCCAGCGUAGGCGCCCAGGGUCCUCCAGGCCCUUCCAUCCUCCCUGCUCUCCAUCAGCCCGGAACUUUCUCUGCAUGUGGGGACCGUUUCCACCCAAGAUGGGCCCUGAGCUCUGAGGGGCCUGCACGGCAGUGCCCAGGGUGAGAAGACGCUGGCUAAGGUCAAACGCACACUAGGCCCUCCAACAGCAAGGAACCCAUCGCCCGCUGCCCUUCUUUGGGCGGCCUCCCGGGAAAGCCUGGCCUACUCCCGUCUUCUGUGAAAGAGCUACCUCCUCCCCUUGGGACCCCCAGCUUGGGACUCUGAGCCCGCCUUCCCAGGUCUCGCCCGUUCCCAGACGCUUUCUCCUACUCUGCCUCUUUCCUCUCAGGUUAGGACCAACCCGAUCCAACUUCCUUCCCUGGAAGAGCCUGGAAACUGGGCAAGGAAGGAUUUGUGCCCUGGAUCUGCCAUGCGGUCCACUUUGACCCUAGCCCCUUUAAGGGGAGGAUUCGAAUUAGAGCACAGCUUACUUGCAGCUCCAGCUGUAGUUCUCAGGGCCAGGUGCCCUGACUUGGCGGGGUGUGCGUGUGGGUCUCUCCUCAGCUCUUUCCUGUCCCUACUCUCGCCCCUCUAUUUUCGUCCUUGAACCCAGUAAAUUCAAUAAAAAUCAAUAUAUUUGGUUCCCA
This is a messenger RNA of Phacochoerus africanus (Common warthog), 3120 nucleotides long. RefSeq names its product arachidonate lipoxygenase 3 (gene ALOXE3). The transcript has 15 exons. Lineage: Eukaryota; Metazoa; Chordata; Mammalia; Artiodactyla; Suidae. Gene Ontology annotation, molecular function: iron ion binding; oxidoreductase activity, acting on single donors with incorporation of molecular oxygen, incorporation of two atoms of oxygen; protein binding. Gene Ontology annotation, biological process: lipid oxidation; linoleic acid metabolic process. The record is from RefSeq and is a predicted model, not a curated record. Bases 292 to 2427 code for a protein of 711 amino acids.